Molecule: messenger RNA, 2919 nt
Organism: Didymodactylos carnosus
Lineage: Eukaryota; Metazoa; Rotifera; Eurotatoria; Philodinida; Philodinidae
Source: the annotation of a GenBank genome assembly
AUGAAAGAUAUACCAGCCAAAAAUUUACCAAUCGAAAAAGAAUCAACAGCUCGAACGUCAAAACAGAAGAAAACAAAUCGGUCAGUAAACAACACCAAUCAUUUGGCAACAGCAGAUAAGUCAAAGCAAUUGAAUACAAACAAUAAUAACACUAACGAUAGUAACGACCAGGAGAAAAACACCACGCUCAAACAGACUAAACAACAGCAACAACAACAAUCGAAUCGAGCAGAAAAAGAGAAAACACAACCAAAGACUGGUGUCAACGAAGAUGGCUCAUCACUUGGUGUGUAUAUGACAAUGGAUGAAUUAUCAGAAUUAGUUAAAGCCGUUAAAGAGAAUGCCAAAGGACCUGCCCUAACGACAACAGCUGCUACAAAUUUAGUGAAUGAGAAUAACAAUAACAAUAAUUCAAGUGGCGAUAAACAGCAUAAGUAUAAUCAAUCGAAUGAUCUUCGACUCGAUUUACCAUCAUCGAAUGAUUCCGAUUACUCGACGACAAAAAAUUCUCAUCCAGGAAAUGAUUCAACAAUAACGCAGCGUGAUGUAGGAGGACUAUUAUCGGAUAAAAAACGGCAACAAUGGUUAAGAGAAAAAGCUGAAAUAGAUCGAAUGAAACUAGAAGUUCAAUAUGAUCAACUGAAACAUCAACUUACGCCUUCGAAUGAUCAACCACCAUCGCCAGGACGUCCAAAGUAUGGUUAUGUAAACUCUUUUUCUUCGAAACCACCAACAACUACUGUUCCACCGGCUCCACCUCUACCAAAGUCACUUUCAUCUGAUAAUGUUGGAUAUAAAUAUAUGCACAAAGUGGAAGAUGACAACAAAACUGAUAUAAAAACACAAUUAAUGGAAAAAAAGCAACAGCAAUGGAAACAAGAAAAUGCGGAAAAAAUGCCCGUGUGGAAUCCGUUUGGUAAGCCUGGAGCAGGUGCACCAAGCGGCACAGAUAACAAUGCACGAACAAAUCAACAGCCAAAUCAGAAUAGUGCUUAUAACAGUUCAAUCCCAAUUCCAGUCAACACUGAACGAUCUACGACUACUUCUCAUCAGGCACCGUCUCAGACUUAUCCAAAGAGCCAGUUUCGUUUACCCAUCGACGAAGAUUUAUAUAAAAAUAAUAAUUCCAAUGAUAUUCGUUCAUUUUCGACAAUGUUUAAUGAUCAAACAAGAGUUCCAGCAGCAAUGCGUACCAAUUUACUUUUUGGUGAUGUAAGAUUUGAUGAUCAAGUUCAAAUGGCUAAAGAAGUUGAACGAAAACAAUGGCUAGAUGGUUUAAAAUCACAAAUUGAAGAUAAUAAAAAAAAACAAUUCACGAUAAAAAUCAAUGAACGAAAACAAGAUGUUUUACAAGAGCAAAUACAACCAUUUUUAGAAAGAGCAACACAGAAUCAUUAUCAAAACCGACAACACAAUGGAUUUAAUCAAGAAAAUAUUUCACCAAGAUCAAAUGGCGAUAGAGAUAGAGAACAACCACCACAAAAUUCACAAUCGUCAUCGGAUAUACGUAAAUUAAAUCAUCACGAAAACGUUGUUAAACAAACCUACGAUAAAAUUGUUGAAGCGAGUAAAAUGGCUGAAUUUGAAAAACGAUCACAAUUAAUUGAAAAAUUAAAACGAGGUGGACAUCAAGUGGAUAAAUUACAAAACACAUUACCAGAAAUUCGUUCUCAGUCUAACAAUAUUACUACUACAAAUUUAAAAUCCGGUGAAAAGUUAUUUGGUCCUAAUUAUGAAUCGUCCAAUUAUAAUAAUUCCCAUUAUCAAUAUCAAAAUAAAAUGGAACCAUUAAAUAUACAUAGUGACUCACAUAAACGUGAUGAAGCUGUAAAUACGAUAGAUUCAUCAUUUCGUAGUGAUAAUAGUUCUCAAACAGAUAUAAGAAUGCCACCCAAUAAACAAGUAUUUCCAUCUGAUGAAAAUGAAAGUGAUUUACCACCACAAGUUCCGAAGAAUUUGUCUCAUUAUCCACGAAAUAAAAAAAGUGUGAGAAUUAAAUCAUUAGAUGAUGAACGUGAACAAGAACAACAACAGUAUCCAUUUAAUACAAAUUAUCGCUCUCCCACAUCAUUUCGUGCGUCAGAAAAUGAAAAUAAUACGGUUGAUUUAUCCUCGCCCUUUAGUACACAUGAUCUAGUUCAUCGUCCAAAAUGGAAUUAUCAGAAUCCUGCUUAUCGGCAAUAUAUUCCAAAUUCAAAACGUGAUCCAUUUUAUGAAAAACGACAACGAAUAAAACAUUUUGAAAAUGGUAAUUAUGAAAAUAUUGACGAUGUUCAAAAACGAACAUGCUACAACCGAUGGAAUAGUGAUAGUGAAUUGGUGAAUCAACAACGAAAAACGAAUCAACAACCGUAUCAAAGUCAAACUCGUACGAGAUCAACUUUAACGAGAAAUAAUAAUCAGAAAGAUAAAGGUGAGAGUAUAAUGAAUUUAUUAAAGAGCAGUGGGGUAUCUAAACAUCACCCUUAUCAACAUCAACAAACACAACAACAUGAUGCAUUUAGUACUGGAGAUAAAAAUAACAACGAUGAUUUAGAUUAUGAUAAUAUAUCAUUGGAUAAAUAUGAAAAUCAUGUACCUCCUGCCAGAAAUGAUGAAAUAUUAGAUUCCUCUAACGUUCAACCUUCAGUAAUAAAUUCGGGGCAAACAUCUACUCAACAACAAAACAUGCGAGACACAACAAGGGGUCAACAGCAACCACAACCAAAUAACUACGGUUUAACUCCUCAGUACAAUGAAGAUACACAACGAUAUAACAAUGACUACAAUCAUUCGCAGUGGGAUAAUAGUAGUCGAAGUAGCGCGGUUCCCUAUCAACUACCCUCAUCAAGACAAGAACAAAUUCUCCAACAGUUGUCAGUCAUUAAAGAGCGUCAGAAAGAAUUGGCAUCAUCAGCUAUUGGUGGUAUUCCAAUUUGA